GGAGGAGAGAGAGAAAGAAAGUGACGAGAUUGCAAGAGUCAACCGACCCUUUUUGGAUCCUUAUGUUUGUAAGGCUUCGAAGACUCCACAUGUUCCAUUUUAUCUUUUACCCUUUUUCCUUCUCUCUCACUCUUCCUUCUCCCCUUUCUCUGUCCAAAUCUACAGACGUUUCAUUUUCUCUCUCUUUUUUUCCCUCUAUUUUUUUAAUCCUUCUGAAACCUUACCAUAGUCAAGCAUGCAUCAAGAGAAAGCGAUGACGCACUUUGUGGAGUAGGGUUCAAGUUGUUCCAUAUUGAUCCUUCCCCUCCCUCUUCAUUUGAGCAUCAUCAGAAACUACUACUCUCAUAAGCCCCCAGGUCCCCCCGGCGUGGGUUGGAGAAGGAACGGAUUCCUCUCUUUCUCUCUCCAAAUUAAAAAAAAAAGAAGACUUUUUCUUAGAGGCGAGCCACUGGGCUUUAUCCUUUUGUCUCCCCCUACAUCUCUCUACGUCUGUCAAUAGUAAUAUUAUUUUUAUAAGCAUGAAGGUUCGCUGUUGUUGGCCUUCUUGAGUGUGUAUAUUUACGAGGCAGAAUUCGGGGAGAACCAGUUGAUAUUUUAGUUUGAAAAUUUCCGGGUUGGAAGCUUAUCGCGGAACAAGGCCUAGCAAUUGCAGCUUGCUUGGAAAUCAGUGCGUAAAUUUGCGUAGAAGAAGAGUCGAAGAAGCUUUUUCUUUGAUGAGCUUUGUGGGUUUUCCAGAUAUUCCUCCUUACAGCAGCAACGAUUCUUCUAGAAUGCCCUCUGGUGCAAUCUCACAGCCUCGCCUUCUCACUUCUACUCCCGCAGCUAAAACCAUGUUCAACUCUCCUGGCCUCUCACUUGCCCUUCAAACGGAUAUAGAUGGGCACAGGGACGGAAAUAGAAUGUCUGAGAAUUACGAGAUGAAUGUUAAUGGAAGAAGAAGCAGAGAAGAAGAGCAAGAAAGCAGAUCUGGAAGUGAUAACCUGGAAGUUGCUUCCGGCGACGACCAAGAUGCCUCCGAUCACCCUCCCAGGAAAAAGCGCUAUCACCGACACACCCCUCAACAGAUACAAGAACUUGAAGCUUUGUUCAAGGAGUGUCCUCACCCGGAUGAGAAGCAGAGAUUGGAACUGAGCAAGAGGCUUUGUUUGGAAACAAGGCAAGUGAAAUUUUGGUUCCAGAAUAGAAGAACUCAGAUGAAGACCCAAUUGGAACGCCAUGAGAACGCACUGCUCAGGCAAGAGAACGACAAGCUUAGAGCUGAGAACAUGUCCAUUAGGGACGCCAUGAGGAACCCCAUUUGCUCAAACUGUGGGGGACCAGCUAUAAUGGGAGAAAUUUCACUGGAAGAACAGCAUCUUCGGGUGGAAAAUGCCCGGUUAAAGGACGAACUAGACCGGGUUUGUGCCCUCGCCGGCAAGUUCCUCGGCCGUCCGGCUUCUUCAUAUCCCAACUCAAUGGCUCCUCCAUUGGCGAACUCAAGUUUGGAGCUGGGAGUCGGAAGCAAUGGCUUUGGCGGUAUAAGCACUGUGACCGCAACAUUGGCCAUGGGGCCCGACCUGGGUGUGGGGAUUUCUAGCCCUUUAGCCAUGGGAACUCCUCCUCAUGCUGCCCCGACUAGACCGGCCGUUCUUGAAAGAUCAAUAGAGAGGUCUAUGUUUCUAGAGCUUGCUUUGGCUGCCAUGGAUGAAUUGGUGAAGAUGGCCCAGACUGAUGAGCCUCUAUGGAUGAGGAGUCCGGAAGGUGGGAGAGAAAUCCUGAGCCAUGAGGAGUACUCAAGGACUUUCACGCCUUGCAUCGGCGUAAAACCUAACGGCUUUGUCUCUGAAGCCUCAAGGGAGACUGGAAUGGUCAUCAUAAACAGCUUGGCCCUCGUCGAAACAUUGAUGGACUCGAAUCGUUGGGCAGAGAUGUUUCCCUGUUUGGUUGCAAGAACUUCAACCACUGAAGUAAUAUCCGGCGGAAUAAAUGGAACCAGGAAUGGUGCUCUUGAACUAAUGCAUGCUGAGCUGCAAGUUCUUUCGCCAUUGGUGCCAGUUCGCGAGGUCCAUUUCCUCCGCUUCUGCAAGCAGCAUGCGGAGGGAGUGUGGGCUAUUGUGGAUGUUUCGGUUGAUACUCUCCGGGAAAAUUGUGGUGCGCCACACUUUGUGAAUUGUAGGAGGCUUCCCUCAGGCUGUGUAGUUCAAGACAUGCCUAAUGGUUACUCUAAGGUGACAUGGGUGGAGCACGCAGAAUACGAUGAAAGCCAAGUUCACGAGCUGUACAGACCCUUGUUAAGUUCAGGCUUGGGUUUUGGCGCGCAACGCUGGCUCGCCACCCUCCGGCGUCAAUGCGAAUGCCUCGCCAUUCUAAUGUCAUCAUCCGUUCCUUCACGAGACCAUUCUGCGAUUACCGCCGGCGGGCGGCGGAGCAUGCUGAAGCUAGCGCAGCGCAUGACCAACAACUUCUGCGCCGGCGUCUGUGCCUCGACGGUGCACAAGUGGAACAAGCUCAACGCCGGCAACGUUGGUGAGGAUGUUCGGGUCAUGACUCGCAAGAGCGUCGACGACCCAGGAGAACCGCCGGGGAUCGUGCUGAGCGCUGCAACGUCUGUGUGGCUGCCGGUGUCGCCGCCGCGACUGUUUGAUUUCCUCCGUGACGAAAGGCUCCGGAGCGAGUGGGACAUACUGUCGAACGGUGGGCCCAUGCAGGAGAUGGCCCACAUCGCCAAGGGCCAGGACCACGGCAACUGCGUCUCCCUCCUCAGAUCCAGCGCUAUGAAUCCCAGCCAGAGCAGCAUGUUAAUAUUGCAGGAGACCUGCAUCGACGCGUCGGGCGCGCUCGUAGUGUACGCGCCGGUGGAUAUCCCGGCGAUGCACCUGGUCAUGAACGGUGGCGAUCCAGCUUACGUGGCGUUACUCCCGUCAGGGUUCGUGAUCGUGCCAGACGGGUCCGGGCCACGUGGGUCGCAAACGCCGGUGAGAAACGGCGGCGGCAGAGCUAGUGGUUCACUCCUGACGGUGGCGUUCCAGAUACUGGUGAAUAGCCUGCCGACGGCGAAGCUGACGGUGGAGUCAGUGGAGACGGUGAACAACCUCAUCUCUUGUACGGCGCAGAAGAUAAAGGCCGCACUCCCCGGUGAAAGCUGAGUCACGUGAAACGUAAAUGACAAUUUUUUGUUUUAGAAGCUUUUCGAGGGUGGUAAAUGGCAUAUUGCAGCAGUGAGACGUGGAAUGGGGGCGCGUGGAGGGGAAGGGUGUUGAGUCAAGAACGAACCGUGCUGGCAGGGGUGCCGGUUCGGGUAUUGACUCGGAAAGAUCCAAUGUUUGCUCCACUAUUCACAAUCCCAAUGUAAACGGAAAAAAAGAAAAAACCAAAAUGAUAUUUUUUGUUUUGGGUUGAUGGUUGCAUUGAUUUUGUUUGAUGCGUCGUUUCAUUUGAUUGAGGCAGAUGCAGUUGUAAAUACUUAUUGAACAAUAAAAAAAUUAGGAAAAAAAAAGUUUUUUUGACUUUA
Neltuma alba is the source of this 3490-nucleotide messenger RNA. Its product is annotated as homeobox-leucine zipper protein ANTHOCYANINLESS 2. NCBI's taxonomy places the organism in Eukaryota, Viridiplantae, Streptophyta, Magnoliopsida, Fabales, Fabaceae. The transcript has 9 exons. Gene Ontology annotation, molecular function: DNA binding; lipid binding; DNA-binding transcription factor activity, RNA polymerase II-specific. Gene Ontology annotation, biological process: regulation of DNA-templated transcription. The record is from RefSeq and is a predicted model, not a curated record. Bases 714 to 3125 code for a protein of 803 amino acids.